AUGGAUGAUAUCAUUAUCGAUAUCGAGACGUCUGCCUUCGAGAAGCCGCUUAUUCGCGUAGGCGCUCCGUCCACAAGCCUCACAGGCAGUCGCAGCGCAUCGUUGCCUCCCCUACCUACUUCACCUCACUCGGAACUAGAUUGUCGAUCAGGUGGUGCUGGGCGGCGGCUCGGUCGGUAUCUGCCACCCCCGCCACCUUUAACGCCACCUUCUCUGGCAGCGUCAUAUCCGCUCGAGGAAGUCCAGUUUGAUCAUGAUGCUUUUCGGGUAGGCAAGUUGGAUAGUUCAUCAGACGUCUCUUUCAUCCACCAGCCAAACCCCGACUACACAGCAGAACUCGAAGGUCUCGAUGCCACAACUUCUGCCUUGAUACCCCUCCCCCCUCGCAGGCGAAAUUACACAAAACUUGUAGUUGUCGGAAUCUCCGCGGCGCCUGCUUCAGCAGUGCCUUCUCAAAAUCAGCCGAUGCUGGUAGAACGUGAACACGACGAUUUAGCAGACGUGUACGCUUCUACUCUACACCAGCCUCCGGCUAAGUCACGGCAACGGAGUACGCCCGCAUCGCCGAAUGAAGACAUGGGCAGAGAAAUAGGGCUUCAAGGUGAAAUCAUCUCGACGCUGGAUGACCAGGGAGCUGGCUGGAAACGACACACACGGGUAUACGGCGGUGGUGUAUGUUUGGCAUGUCUAGCUGCUGAGGGUGGUAGUCGCUAUUUUGCAGGAACGGGAGCGCCAAAAGAUUUGCAGUAG
This is a messenger RNA of Grosmannia clavigera kw1407, 750 nucleotides long. RefSeq lists its product as uncharacterized. The record is from RefSeq and is a predicted model, not a curated record. The transcript has a single exon. Lineage: Eukaryota; Fungi; Ascomycota; Sordariomycetes; Ophiostomatales; Ophiostomataceae. Bases 1 to 750 code for a protein of 249 amino acids.